GCUUUCAUCUCUGCGGUGCUCUCCAAGCUGGCGCUCCUGGGAGCUGCUGCUUGCCUCGUCCUCUCCGGUGUGGGUCUGACCAACGGACCCCUCUGCUUCUACAACACCACCGAGCGUGGCAGUGGGCAUGGUGCCCACUGGGGCUACCCCUUCGUGGACGGCGGUCACCAGGAGCCUGACAUCAGGGCAUGGAACUACCUGUUUGAUCGUCAUACCUGGAGCAUCUGCCUGGAGCCAGAGGGUGUCGUGGCCUGGAACGGCAGCUUCUUCUUGCUCCUGGUGCUCAUCAGUGCUGCUGAGAUGGUGCUGGCCUCCCUCCAGAUCCUCAACGGCUGCCUCGGGUGCCUCUGCGGCUUCUGCGAAGGGAAGUAG
Messenger RNA from Merops nubicus (carmine bee-eater), 372 nucleotides. RefSeq names its product transmembrane 4 L six family member 19 (gene TM4SF19). NCBI's taxonomy places the organism in Eukaryota, Metazoa, Chordata, Aves, Coraciiformes, Meropidae. The annotation marks the transcript as partial. Gene Ontology annotation, cellular component: membrane. The record is from RefSeq and is a predicted model, not a curated record. The transcript has 2 exons.